Filobasidium floriforme is the source of this 1128-nucleotide messenger RNA. RefSeq lists its product as uncharacterized. The coding region runs from base 1 to 1128 and encodes 375 amino acids. The transcript has 13 exons. Lineage: Eukaryota; Fungi; Basidiomycota; Tremellomycetes; Filobasidiales; Filobasidiaceae. The record is from RefSeq and is a predicted model, not a curated record.
AUGGAUCUUUGUGCAACAAGUCAGUCACAACACUUGUCAAGUACAUUGAUCAAUAUCAAUACAGAUACUUUGUCAUUACCCAUUCCAAUUCCGCCUAUGGAACGUGACAUUUAUGCAUCCAAACCAGUCAUCCACACCUCGAAGGGUUCAUCAGUUGACUUGAAUACAACUAAGGUCCUCAUUGUGUUGUCUUCUUUUCAGCUUGUUCCCAGUUACAAUGCAGACCUGGUAUUACUGGCCGCUUCUGGCAUAGAUGACGAGUGUAUCUUUCCUAGAAGGAAAGUGAUCUCCCCGCAGGAAGGGCUCACGGAAGAAAGACUCAAUCAGCUUGUUUUCUUUGAAAAGUACCAGUCUCAAUGGAGCACACCAGACCGUUCCAGGUCGACUUUGAUCAAGGUCCUGUUGAAGAAAUCAACUGAGAAAGACGAGAAGGAAAUUGGGGAUCAGGCUACAACACUCUACCUCUUCACUUUGCAAUCAGCUUACUGUCCUAAUCCCAAAAACACUGAGUCACAAGAUCCUACCUUUUCCCUGCACAACAGAGUCAUCUUCACGCAAAGGUGCAACUGUGACUGCACCUUCUGGCAACAAUCACAGGUUUGCAACUACAGUCAUGCAGGUGAUGGAACUUUGGACAGUCUUCUGUAUGCGAUCACUGUUCACCCCAAGCUUCCUGCUCAGUCAGGCCCUAAGCUAUCCACAGCACUUACCCACCCUGCAAUGACGCCUUGCUACUGGGAACGUUGUGUUGCAUGGCAAGGAGACAAAGAUUAUCCUACACAGUCCGGUAGACAUCAAUGGUCUUCAUCAUUAUUGACCACGAUGGACAUGACAGAAGCAUACUCAAGGCAACACCCAAUAGUCCACUGGUUGAAUCAAAUCAAGGCAAAGGUUCUGGUACUGGAGGAGUCUCUUGGUACUGGUGACAUCCGAGACUUCCUCUCCGUCAGCGAGAGCAAACAAGUGAACUGGAUCAUCGGUCUUGUCAUCCGCAAGAAGGGUGGUGAUGCAUGGGUGCCUUUGUUAGACGUGAAUGACAACAUGAUGAUGGGCGACAUCACAAGCGUGUCUGUUUUGGAUGAUGUGUCGUCAAUCUUGACCACAAUAAGCUGUGACUACAUGUACUGA